Molecule: messenger RNA, 940 nt
Organism: Lethenteron reissneri (Far Eastern brook lamprey)
Lineage: Eukaryota; Metazoa; Chordata; Hyperoartia; Petromyzontiformes; Petromyzontidae
Product: probable U3 small nucleolar RNA-associated protein 11
Biological process (GO): rRNA processing
Cellular component (GO): small-subunit processome; nucleolus
Source: RefSeq, a predicted model, not a curated record
UGGUGGAGGGAGUGUUCCUUAGGUUUCUUUCUCGCGUGGCUACCGCAGCGCUCACCCCAGGCCGUGUUUGCCGAUCUUGAACCGUGAGGGUUUGUUCGAGAAAUAAAAACUAAAAAGCCAUCGACCGUAGCACGGGGCCGCCGCCGCCUCCACCGCCGCCGCCGCGAUGUCGAGCUACAAGAAAGCGAUGAAGUCCAACCAGCGAGAGCAUCGCGAGCGGUCACAGCCUACGGCUCGCCGGGGGCUGGGCCUGUUGGAGAAAAAGAAGGAUUACAAGCUGCGGGCUCAAAACUGGCACCGCAAGCAGGACUUCCUGAAGGGGCUGCGUCGGAAGGCGCUCGACAAAAACCCCGAUGAGUUCUACUUCAAGAUGACGAGCACCAAGCUCAAGGAUGGUGUUCACUUAAAGAAGAAUCCGGCCGACGAGGAGACGACACCUGACCAACUGAAGCUCAUGAGGACCCGCGACCUGCGCUACGUGGAGAUGAAGAGGGUGGCAGAGAGCAAGAAAAUCGAGCGGAUGAAAGGGGAGCGCACCUGCUGAACGACAACGUAAAGCAGCAAAAUUCGUUCACAGUUCUACGUGGACACCAAACGUGACGUGGAACAAUUCAAUCUGGCCGAGCGGCUUCAGACGGCGCCGGAGCUGGUGCGGUGCGUGUACAACCGGCCCAGGCUGGACACCCUGCGCACCGCCACCCUGCAGGGGGUCACCGACCAAAAUACCAUCAAGAAUCUGGCCCGCCAGCGCGCCCGUGAGUACCGCAACCUGGAGAAGAGGAUCGUGCGCGAGUCCACGCUGUUCGUCACCCAGCAGAAGAUCCAGACGAGAAUGGACCUCGUGGACAAGCGGCAGAGAAUCAAGGUGAAGGCGGAGACCAAGACGUCCGCGGCCGUGUACUGCUUCAAGACCGAGCGCAAGCGCUGACAUCGCCAGUGG